UUGAUGAAAGGGAGGCUCUUACGGUUUCGGAGGCGUUGGCUUAUUAUUACAGAGAACUUUUUGUCACUAUAUAUAGCCAGGCUAGUGAGCGUUUUUGUAAUUUUUUUUUCUUUGAAAUUUCAAUGAAAAGUAAGUUUAUUAAUACAUAAAAAAGUAUUAUAACGUGAGUCGUCUUUAGCUUUGAAGAACGCUUCGACUAGGCAUAUAGCUUGGUGGCACAAAUAUAGCACUUUUUACAUGGUGUUGAUGUUUCUAUUAUCAGUUUUGUAACUGCAUCAAAUUCGAGUCAGUUUUAGUCAUUAUUUGGCCAACAUUUUUUGAUAUAGUUUCGAUAUUUUAAGAAUUGAUACUGACUGUUAUUUGUUAAGAAAUAUUUGAAUAUCCUUCAAUGAUGGCUGAUGUAGUUGCUGCUGUGUUGAAAGUUUUAACAACAAUCGGUUUGAUUCUUUAUUACUGGCUUGAAGCUAUUUUCUUGACUUUUGUGCCUAAAAGAUUGCGUUACAAAGACAUUAGUAAAGAAACUGUACUCAUAACAGGCGGUGGUAGCGGAAUUGGUCGUCUGUUAGCACUACGAUUUGCUAAGUUGGGUACCAGAGUAGUAUUGUGGGACAUUAACCGUGAGGGAUGCGAGGAAACAGAACGCCAAGUUCGCGAACUCGGAGGGCAAGCAUAUGUGUACGACUGUGACGUCUCCGACUGUAACAGCAUCAAUAAACGUGCUGCCCAAGUAAAGCAAGAAGUCGGAAGCAUUACUAUUUUGGUCAAUAAUGCCGGUAUCGUAACAGGAAAACGAUUUUUAGACUGCUCUGAGAAAGAAAUUGUCAAGACCUUUGAAGUAAAUGCCCUUUCUCACUUCUGGAUGUGCAAGGCUUUCAUACCGGACAUGAUAGCAAAAAACCACGGCCAUCUCGUUUCCAUAGCAAGCCUUGCAGGACUGGGUGGAGUGGUGGGUCUUACUGACUACUGUGCUAGUAAGUUUGCUGCUGUGGGGUUCGAUGAAACUUUGAGGUUGGAGAUUAAAGCUGAGGGCUACGACGGAAUCAAGUCCACGGUAGUUUGUCCGUUCUUCACCAACACGGGCAUGUUCGCCGGAGCUACACCUGGAAUUUUUGGAUUUCUUAAACCAGAGUUUGUUGCUGACGAGAUUAUGUCCGCUGUUUUAACAAAUCAGGAAAUGCUUAUUAUCCCAAAGCUGUUUUACGUUAUGUACAUGCUCAAGUCGUAAGUUUUCGUUCACCAUUUUGUUAGAA
Molecule: messenger RNA, 1250 nt
Organism: Limulus polyphemus (Atlantic horseshoe crab)
Lineage: Eukaryota; Metazoa; Arthropoda; Merostomata; Xiphosura; Limulidae
Product: epidermal retinol dehydrogenase 2-like
Exons: 3
Coding region: 389-1225 (278 amino acids)
Cellular component (GO): lipid droplet
Molecular function (GO): oxidoreductase activity, acting on the CH-OH group of donors, NAD or NADP as acceptor
Source: RefSeq, a predicted model, not a curated record